AGCCAGUUAGUCGUGUGAAGACCACAGGAGGACUUACAGAAAGGGCAGAGAAGAAGAGAAACAAAGUGAGGAAGAGAGAAAUUUAUCCUGGGGUCCAGAAGUUCGUGUUAACCUGUGAAAAAAAUCAAAUCCCUGGAAGUCUGCAGAGACAGAGACAAGAAGAGACGGGACGCCAGAAACUCCUCUCUCUCCCCACCUCUCUUUUCUAGCCCCCAAAUUCCUGGCCCCCUGUUCCCCAUUGUGAGGAUAAUAUGUUGUUCUUCGUUCUCCUGUUAAAGGUGACUUGGAUCCUGGCUGCAGAUGGGGGUCACCAUUGGACAUAUGAAGGCCCACACGGUCAGGACCAUUGGCCAGCCUCCUAUCCUGAAUGUGGAGGCAAUGCCCAGUCCCCCAUCGAUAUCCAGACAGACGGUGUGAUAUUUGACCCCGAUCUGCCUACUGUGCAGCCCCACGGAUAUGACCAGCUUGGUACCGAGCCUUUGGAUCUACACAAUAAUGGCCAUACAGUGCAGCUCUCCCUGCCCCCAACCCUGCACCUUGGUGGACUGCCCCGGAAAUACACAGCAGCCCAGCUCCACCUGCACUGGGGUCAGAAGGGAACCCUAAAGGGAUCAGAGCACCAGAUCAACAGUGAAGCCACAGCUGCAGAGCUCCACGUGGUCCAUUAUGACUCGGAGUCCUAUGGCAGCUUGAGUGAGGCAGCUCAGAAGCCUCAGGGACUGGCUGUCCUAGGCAUCCUAAUUGAGGUGGGUGAGACUGAGAAUCCAGCUUAUGAUCACAUUCUGAGUCAUCUGCAUGAAGUAAGAUACAAAGAUCAGAAGACCUCCGUGCCUCCCUUCAAUGUGAGGGAGCUCCUCCCCCAACAGCUGGAGCAGUUCUUCCGCUACAAUGGCUCGCUCACAACCCCCCCCUGCUACCAGAGUGUGCUCUGGACAGUGUUCAACAGAAGGGCCCAGAUUUCAAUGGGACAGUUAGAAAAGCUUCAGGAGACACUGUCCUCUACAGAAGAGGACCCAUCUGAGCCCCUUGUACAAAACUACAGAGUGCCCCAGCCUCUCAACCAGAGGACCAUCUUUGCUUCUUUCAUCCAAGUGGGACCACUGUAUACCACAGGAGAGAUGCUGGGUCUAGGUAUGGGAAUCUCGGCUGGAUGUCUCUGCCUUCUGCUGACUAUUUAUUUCAUCGCUCAGAAGAUUAGGAGGAAGAGGCUCGGAAACAGGAAAAGUGUGGUUUUCACCUCUGCUCGGGCUACCACAGAGGCAUGAACUCUGUCUCGAGAUGCUGCAGAUAUGGAUGCCUUCCUCUCAUACCUGUCAGGGAGCCUCUCUAAGAGGGUACAGGCACCGGACUACCAGUCAUAGGCAGGUUCAUUCAGGUAUAGAGAGAUACCACCUCUCUAUACACGAAUACCAGAGAAGCGAGGACCCCAGUUCUUCAAGAAAGGGCUGAGUCUUUGGCCUUUCAAAGCUGUAGAUCAGGAGAUCCCUGUUUUAGUGUUUAGUUAUGAAGAAGCUGAGGACAAGCUCUGCCGCCCUUCGCCUCACACUGUCAUGUUCCCUCCCACAUAUACACCUUGUAGUUUUUCCCUCUAGGAAAAAAGGGCUGCUAAUAGGGUUUUAAUUAUUUUUUGCUCAAUAUAUGUUUGAAAAUUAAAAGGUUUUGACCUUAA
This is a messenger RNA of Rattus norvegicus (Norway rat), 1669 nucleotides long. It is a transcript of the gene Ca14, whose product is annotated as carbonic anhydrase 14. The coding region runs from base 252 to 1265 and encodes 337 amino acids. Gene Ontology annotation, molecular function: zinc ion binding; carbonate dehydratase activity. The record is from RefSeq and is marked validated. The transcript is spliced from 11 exons. Lineage: Eukaryota; Metazoa; Chordata; Mammalia; Rodentia; Muridae.